AUGUCACGCUUUCUUACUGAACCCAUUACGACUAAGACUUCCAAGACGUUUACAGCACCUGGUAUGACCAUUGGUACAGCAAGUAUGCAAGGAUGGCGUGAUGCAAUGGAGGACGUUGAUAUAGUAAAUAUUCCAAUGCAUCCAGAUGCAAUUGAUACCAUUUGUGUUGCUAUAUUUGACGGUCAUGGGGGAUCUGCUGUUUCCACGUACAUAGCUGAGAAGAUUGUAAAAGCUAUUACCGAUACCAAAGCUUUUAAGAACGAUCACAAGUCGCCAGAGUCUCUGGCUAUGGCUUUGUGUGAGGGUUUCAUGGUUGCUGAUGACAUGUUAAAAAACCAUCCACAAUUUAAAACUUCUUCUGAUGAAAUGGGUUCAACGGGACUGUUUGCUAUUGUGACGCCAAAAGACGUGGUAUGUGCCAAUGUGGGUGACUCACGAUGCAUUUUGAGCAAUGCUAAGAUUCCAGAGGUACUGCAAUUGUCAGUUGACCAUAAACCAGAUUUGGAAUUUGAAAAGCAGCGUAUUUUAGCAGCAGGAGGAACAGUCUUUCGUGGUCGCGUGUGCGGUGGUGUAGCUGUCUCACGGAGCUUUGGUGACUUGUGGUUUAAACGCAAUUCUGAGUUGAAGCCUCAUGAGCAGCUGGUAACGUCGGAACCUUGUGUCCGGGUGCAGCGUCGCGACCCGGCGGAUGAGUUUCUGGUGCUGUGCUGCGACGGAAUCUUUGACGUCAUGAGUAACGACCAGCUACGUAAGUUCAUUCGCAGCAAGCUAAAAGAUGGUGUAAAGGAUCCCAAGGACAUUGCAGAGAUGGUGCUGGAUGAGUGUUUAGCCAAGGGUAGUCGCGACAACAUGAGCGCCGUCGUCGUGCUCUUUGAUACCGCCUUCAAAAAGUAG
Peronospora belbahrii is the source of this 894-nucleotide messenger RNA. The record is from the annotation of a GenBank genome assembly. NCBI's taxonomy places the organism in Eukaryota, Oomycota, Peronosporomycetes, Peronosporales, Peronosporaceae.